UUAAUUAUCUCCAUUUUCUUGUAUUUGGCAUGUCACUGCGUGAAGAAAAUUAUAUUAUUCUCCCAGCUUUCAUUCCUACAGCAGUGCAGUAAACAGAUAAAAAAAACCCCAACAUAUUCCUCAACUGAAACAAACGUCUCAUUUCAACGCCUUUCACGGUAGACGACAUCUCUGCUUCGCCGACGAAGAAGUGACGGAUGAAAGGAAGGAGGAAGAAACAGCUAAAAAUAACUCGGAGGUUCUACAGGUUGCUGCGUUGGAUGCUAAGUGGCUGCGGGCUGGAGGCUGGGGCGGAGCGAAACGCUGGGAGGCUAUCUCAUUUUUUCUCCUUUCUCUUCCUCCAUUGAUCAGUUUGGUGAAGAAGGCGGAUCCUCUGACGUCAAACUCAAGCAGCUCGGAUGCGUCAGAGUCCAGCUGAGCGAGGAAAGAAGGAAACAGGUAAUAAAAAGGAAUAAGGUUCUGGACGGGCAGGGCAAAGCGGACCAGAGCGGAGCGACGGGUUGACUGAGCUGUUGAACGCACCGCAUACAGACUGACGGAGAUGGAGGGCUAUACUGAGGAAGAACACAAGGAGAAAUUAUUAUGGAACGUCAAACGGGAGGUGAAACAGAUAAUGGAAGAGGCUGUAACUAAGAAAUUUGUGCAUGAAGACAGCAGCCACAUCAUCGCUCUGUGCACAUACUUCCUGUUCAUGUCUGCAGCUGCCAUUGAGGCCUGCCUGAGUCAUCUCCUGAAGAGACGUGCAGCCGGCUUUCUAAGAAGUGACAAGAUAGCCGCAUUAUUCACUAAGGUUGGCAAAGUGUACGACACAGCUGGCGAGAUCUGUCGGAAAGUCCAGGAGCAGCUCCAGCAGCAGGCUGAUCUCACCAGGAGAGCCCAGAGCGUUGGCCAUGAACCUCUGAGAAGACAAGGCUCCUCCACCACCAGCCGCCCCCCUCAACCUCUCUCUGCCCAGGCCAUCAAACACAUCUGGGUCCGUACGGCUCUCUUUGAGAAGGUUUUGGAUAAGAUAGUCCAGCACAUUGUGGACAACUCCAGUAAAUACUAUGAAAGGGAAGCUCUAAUGCAUGACCCAGUCUUUGGGCCCAUCUUAGCUGCCUUGCUUGUGGGGCCCUGUGCCCUGGAGUACACUAAGCUGAAAACUUCCGAUCAUUUCUGGACGGACCCAUCAGCUAAUGAGCUGGUUCAGCGCCACCGUAUCCACGGGGCCCACCGCAGCCUAGAUGUGUCAUCAGGCCGUCGACCGGCUCUGGGGAUCCGUAAGAGGCAGUCCAGUGGGAGCAUGUCAGAAGACAGGUUUGCUGCAUCGGCAAGAGAGUAUGUGGAGUCUCUUCAUCAGAACUCCAGAACACACCUCCUGUACGGCAAAAACAACGUCCUUGUGCAACCGAAAAAGGACAUGGAGGUGUUACGGGGCUAUUUGUCACUCCAUCAAGCUGGGGAUAACCUCACGCUAAAGUGGACACCUAACCAGCUCAUCAAUGGUACGCUGGGGGACUGCGACCUGGAGAAAAGUAUUUAUUGGGACUAUGCACUGACUGUUCCUCUGCGCCAGAUUGUUUGCAUCCACUGUCACCAACGGCCUGAUUGUGGUGGGACGCUGGUACUCGUCAGUCAGGAUGGGAUUCAGAGGCCGCCACUGCACUUUCCCCCCGGCGGUCACCUCCUGGCCUUCCUCUCCUGUCUGGAAACUGGACUUCUACCACGAGGUCAACUGGAACCUCCCCUCUGGUCCCAGAAAGGCAAGGGAAAAGUGUUCCCUAAGUUGCGGAAGAGGAGCAGCACAGCACGCCUCAUGGAGCAGGACAGGAACGGCGAGGAGCAGACAGCUGCUGACUACGUCUUUCGCAUCGUCUACCCAGGAUACCGAUACGAUGCUACAGUCACUAUAAACUACCACCACACCACGGGCAGCCGCGCACCGUCGCUGGAUGACGAUGAGGAAGAGGAAGAUAGACUCCAUGCUAUGAUCUCAAUGAUCUGCUCGCGGAACCUCACAGACCCUAAUGUCCUGAAAGACCACGGAGAGAUGAUGGAGAUGCAAGGUUUUGGAGGGAGUCCAUCGUCUUGGCAACAGACUGAUGUAACUGCUCAAGAGUUCCUGUGCCAGUCCUGCUCAGCAGCUGGUAGCAACUCAUCAUUUGACUACACAGCUGGUUGCACCUGCCUGCAUCAGCCGUCGGACAUUCACACUAUUCCACUGAAGAUGCUCUGUCAGAACAUGAAGCGGCAGAUUGUCUCCAGAGCCUUCUAUGGAUGGCUUGCAUACUGUCGACACCUGUCCACGGUGCGGACACACCUGUCAGCUAUGGUCACCCACAACAUCGUACCCCCAGACAGACCUUGUGAGGCAUCUGGAGGUCUCAGCAAAGAGGUGUGGAGCAAGUACCAGAAAGACUGCAAGAACUACAAGGAGCUUGAGCUGCUCAGACUGGUUUACUAUGGAGGAGUCCAGCACGAGAUCAGGAAGGAGGUGUGGCCCUUCCUGCUGGGACACUACAAGUUCGGGAUGAGCAAAAAGGACAUGAGCCAGAUUGAUGUGAAGAUCAGCGAGCGCUACCAGCAGGUAAUGCGGGAGUGGAAAGCCUGUGAGGUCAUCGUCAAGCAGAGGGAGAAGGAGAUGCAGUCGGCCAUCUUUGCCAAGCUGUCAUCGGGCAGUAGCAUAGACAGCCACGUCCUGAGGCUCGCUCACAGAGACUCCACACUCAGUAAUGAGGUCUUCAUGUCUAUGGAUGAGCCAGAUGCAGGGAGUCAGGAGACCCCUAGUGGCGAGGACAGCACUCCUGUCAUGACCACCCUGGCCCCGCCUGCUGCUGUGCCCCCAGAGGAGCGUCCUCUGGUAGAGUUUGACUCCCCCGACUCAGGUCUCCCUUCCUCCAGGAACUACUCUGUGACUUCUGCUCACUCUCAGAUCCUGUCCAGCAUAGACGAUGGUCAGAGCACUGAGGAGGAAGGUGGGGGUAGGGAGGAAGGCAGGACUCCAGUAGGGGGGCGUCAGGACUCUUUUACUGAGGACAGGCUCUGCAGUCAGCUGGACAAACUGAUGACAAGUGGAGCUGCCACCGAGGCCAUCUCAGCUUCGCUCUCCUCUUACACAAUCGAGCUUCUGGACAUGGUCGCCCUCAACCUUCACAGGAUAGACAAAGAUGUGCAGCGCUGUGACCGCAACUAUUAUUACUUCACCACAGCCAACCUGGAGAAACUACGCAACAUCAUGUGCAGCUACGUGUGGGAGCAUCUAGAAAUGGGCUACGUUCAGGGCAUGUGUGACCUCCUGGCGCCGCUCAUGGUCAUCCUGGACGACGAGAGCCUGGCAUACAGCUGCUUCACUCAGCUGAUGAAGAGGAUGAGUCAGAACUUCCCUAAUGGUGGAGCCAUGGACACACACUUUGCCAACAUGAGGUCGCUGAUCCAGAUCCUGGACUCUGAGCUGUUUGAGCUGAUGCAGCAGAAUGGAGACUACACACACUUCUACUUCUGCUACCGAUGGUUCCUGCUGGACUUCAAACGAGAGCUUCUGUAUGAGGAUGUUUUUGCAGUAUGGGAGGUGAUCUGGGUGGCUCCCAGGAUCUCGUCUCGCCACUUCGUCCUCUUCCUGGCCCUGGCGCUGGUUACGCUGUACCGUGAGAUCAUCAUAGACAACAACAUGGACUUCACUGACAUCAUCAAGUUCUUUAACGAGAUGGCAGAACGUCACGAUGUGCAGCUUAUCUUGCGGAUGGCACGUGAGCUGGUCCACAAAGUCCAGUCUCUGAUGGACAACAAGUAACUCUACAAGGGAUAACUGGGAGGACUGGGAAUGUGUGUGCAGUCUGGUAUUAGAUACAGUUUCCUGCCCUCCACACGUCCAGAGCUGGCUAUGGGGGUCCAAAUGAAAAUCCCGGUGGGGAUCCCAAAGGAGAUCCUAUUGGAAGUCCCAGUGAAGGUACUCGUAGGGGUCCCAGAGGGAGCUCCAGUGGGGGUGCCAGUAAAGGUUCCAGUGGAAGAUGGGGAGCGUCACAUGGCUCUUGCGUUCUGUUUACAUGUUCCUUCACCUGGAAUGCACAUGGUGUCUGUUCAGGCAUUCGGAUUUGUCUGCAUGCUAGUGAGUUAAAUCACACUGUGAACGCAUUCUUCAGCCCCCCAGUCUUACAGUGUGUGUGCAUGAGAACACACACAUCGUUCUGGCUCUUCUCCCAGAGUCCCCUCUUUUUACUGACUCUGGAACUUCCUAUUUGGGAAGCCAGCAAGGAAAACUGAAGCUCCGUCAAUUUGCCUAACAUGUUCCUCAGUGCUGCACCACAGGAGGCCACAAGAGAGCAGGAUUUAUACACAACAUUAUUGGAGGAGCAGAAGACUUUGCCACGAAGAUGCUUUCAUCAGUGACCAAAUGAACUGUGCCAACUACCUUUUCGCGAGUGCUUUCUACAAGCAUGUGUGUUUUUAGCUGUUUGCCACCUUUUUAACGUUUCUUUCAUAGUAACCACAAAUGUUGCCUUUUAUUGACAGCCCAAGGUACUUAGAUGCACUUUUCUCCUAGAGUAUCCUUAGUGGUGCUUAUGAAGGCUGCAUCCAACUUGCCGGAGGCAUGAAGCGGCAGUGGAUGAAUUGCAGCCAGUUUUCCUGCACAUGGCGUUAUGUGUUUGAAGCAUGUGUGGAACAAACUAGAACAGCACAACCAUAAAGGGAAAAGCACACAGACUUCAUUUCUCUGGUGGGUCAUUAAAAGGGGGUGGGGAUGAGUUAGGAUGAACAUAGUGAUACAAUUUCCACAAGUGACUGGAUUAGUUCAGUAGUACCUAUCUUCAGCUGUCUUUGGUCAAGAGGUGGGGUCCGCCCUGGACAGGUCGCCAGCUCAUCGCAGGUUAACAGACACAGUGAGCAAACACACAUCCAUCCCAUAGGGCAAUAUAGAGAGAACAGUUAAUUAAACGUUAAUUUUUUUGGACUGUGGAAGGAAGUUGGAUAAAACCCAUGCAUUCACAUGGAGGACAUUCAAACUCCACACAGAAAGACCGCAGGCUGUGUGUUUCCCUGCUCCAGCAGCUCCUUGAUCAGAACACAUUUUAAAAUAAUUUUAUGAUUCGCCCAGUCUGUUAUAAGCUGCAUUUCCAUUACAAAUUUAGACAAAACUUUUAUCAAUACUCCGCUAAUGUAAAAAAAAACACAAUUGUGCAAUUGCUGUUAAAAUUAAAUAAGCGCAAUUGAAAUCCCACAUGAAUAAGUUUGUGCACUCAGUAAGUCAUUAAAAAACAUGCGGUGCCAUCAUUCUCCAACUUUCUGUAUUUUUCAUCUUCAUGGAUUGUGCCAGUGGCAACAUGUAAUGUCUACUUCGCACAUGACUUUCCGAGUUCAGGUUCUCUUGUUUCCUCCCAUAAUCCCCUAAGCAUCCAAGGUAGGUUACUACUCGACUCUCCAGUUUGAGGGAGUGUGUGGUUGUUCCUGAACUGGCUCUGUGAUGGACCUGCUACCUGUUCAGGUUGACCCUGCCCUCUCAUCCAGUCACUGCUGGGUCAGGCUGCAGCCCUGCUCCACUAACCAGGUUUACAUAGGUAUGCAAAAAAAUAUUUAAACUACACCAGCUGUUUUAAGACACAAACAACGCAGCUAUUCAUUGUAGCAUCGCUUCUAAAUUCUGGUUUUUCCAUUUUUUUCCAAAUUUGUUGCUGCUUUCGAAGGACAACAGUCAGUGUCAGAAAUAUCUGGAGAAAAUUUGUAUUUUCUGACUUUAAUGAAGCGUAACAACAGAAGUUCAAAGGAAGAGGAACUCUACACUUUUAAGUUCUUCUUUUAAGAAGAAUAGUGCUGUGAUCUGAAGACACCAUGCUGAUAAUAAACUUGCUGCAUCAACAAUCCUGUCUGGAAAAAGUGGCUGCAAUUGUUCAGUUGGAAUUUGAUAACCAGCCUAAAUAAAAAAAGCCAACCUCCCCCCCCCAAAAAAAAAACAGUUUGCAUUUUACUGAUUCAGAUCUUAAAAUUCCAGAGAAGGCGUAAUUUCCUCUGCAUCUGGUGGCUCAGUGUUGUAGGAGGCUAGUUUGAGCACAUUUUUUUCUGGCUCUGGAGUAAACUAGGGGGCCUUUUUGAAAUGGUCUCCUCUCCGCACCAUCAGUGUGACCCUUCUCAACAUGUCCAACAUGGCUGCAUUUUUCUGGUCAUCCAGCACGGACCUCCACCUGUGAUACAAGUGCCAAGAGUCUUCCCCAAACCCUGAAAUGUACUGUAGUCAUCUGGCUCUCUAAUGUUAGUCUGAUUCCAAGAACAGGUGGUGGUGUGGAUGUACCUUGCCACAGCACCUGCUCCCUCUCCCUCGUGGAGACUGAGGUUCAGGUUGGGGGAGGGUAGAAACGGGCGUCUGUGGCAGAACUUCUUCCAUUCAGGACAUUGUGUACCAAAGCCUUGAAACAGCCCCCUCUGUGGCAUGAUGACAAUGUGCAAUUUCAUACUGCAUCUUGAAGACUGACUGUUUACUAUGUGUGUAAAAUAUUUUUGGAAAUAGUGUUCUUGAAUUCUUAACUACUGUGCAAUUUCUGUUGUUUGGGAAUCCCAUCAAAGUCUAUAUUGCUUGUACAUACAUAUGAACCAAAAGCCCAAUUAUUUGUAUUCAAACUGAACAUAUAUAAAUAAAUAUAUAAAUCUAUAACUUAUUUUCAGAUCUAUUUUUCUGUUGGUUCUAACAGCACUAAUCGGAGGUGUGUACUGUGCAGAGAUGCAGAAUGUGUGCAGACUGUGUUAUACGUUGACUGUUAAGUGUUCUCUAUCAAUGUUGUGCACUGACUUUAAGAUUUAUAAUUAUUUAGAGAGCUAACGAUGACUGCAUUGCCAAACGUGUAUUGGUCAGGAUGUAUCAUUUGCCUUGAAUGUAACGUGUUAUUAAAGAAGAGGUGGUUCAUUA
Molecule: messenger RNA, 6871 nt
Organism: Xiphophorus hellerii (green swordtail)
Lineage: Eukaryota; Metazoa; Chordata; Actinopteri; Cyprinodontiformes; Poeciliidae
Gene: sgsm2
Product: small G protein signaling modulator 2
Exons: 24
Coding region: 542-3769 (1075 amino acids)
Biological process (GO): activation of GTPase activity
Molecular function (GO): GTPase activator activity
Source: RefSeq, a predicted model, not a curated record